UGCGCCUUUACCUCCACACACCUGCGUAAUCUGUCCUCCAUGCCUCCUGAUCAGUAGAAACAUUGUCAAGUAUCACAAUAGCACGCCGAUCGCCUCAUGCUCCUCGCUCCUCCUUCACUAUGGCUGAGCAGAGGAAGCAGCUCGAAGCGUUCAAAGCUGCCUCAUCCAAAUACCAAUCUCAGCUUCGCGAGGCGGCUUCCAAGGAUGAGGCCAUCGCCCUUGCUAUCAGUUCCGCCGAGAACCUAAUGAAGGCUUUGAAGAUCUGCUCCGACCCCUCUGAAAAAGGGGAACUCCGCGCACAGGUCAACGUGAUUAUUGACGCUGCAGAUCGCAUCAAGAAGACCGAGCAGUGGAAGCCGCUCUCUCAUCAACGCUCGGCCCACGCCCAUGCAACCUCGAAAGACGAUGAGAUUAAUCUGUGGGCUGCCGCCGUCGCAGAGUCGACAAAGCCUGGAAUCCCCAAUGGAAAACUAGGUUCUGAUGUCCCCCAUAAUUCCGCACCUACCUCCUCGGUUUCCCUCGUUGAUCCUUCAGACAACAGCGCUCCUUCCCCACUUGCCCCAAUGCUAAAGACACCGGGCACUUCUGCUAUCUCUGACAUUCCAUUUCCCCCAAUGGAUGCUGAGUGCACUGUCUCCCAUGGCCCCAAUGUUGCAAAGGAGGUCAGGAAAGACGUUUUUGGCGCACUCAUUGACUUGCAUCAACACCAGCCUCCGCGGCAGCCAGCCAGCGUUGCCCAAGCGUACCCGAACGCCAUAACCAACACAUCGUCUAGCUCUCAAACUAUUGUUGCAAACGUUUCUCCUGUUGAAUCACAUUCAGUGACUCCUAAAGUCCUGUCAUCUCUCAAGUCUACGUCUGUUGGUGAUCUUCAUCAAGCCCACCGGACAGUCAACGGAAAUCCGACCGUAGCGGCAUCAACUGCGCGUUCCCGCACGCAAGUCAGGAGAUUGAAAGAGCCCAUUUCUACUCGAAAGCUGGCACGGAAGGAGGAAAUCCUUCUUCUACGAUCUUCCGUUGUCAAUGGGUUCAAAUUUUGGCCCUGGGACAAGAACCCGGCGACUUCAGAAUUCGUUCUGGAACCCGGGGCCGACUUCUUCACUGACUCACCUGAUUUGGACCUUUCUCCUUACCAGCAUCAGUUUUUUGCUGGCUGGGUGCGAGCCAGAGGAGCCCUCCCCCCCCCUUCAAUGUACCCAGUCGAUCGAGAUGGCCUUGGUCCUGUAAUGGGCACCACGCGCGCUAUCGACCUUGUUCAAGAUGCAGCUACUGACUGUUCUGUGGUUGCCAGUCUGUGCGCAGGCAUUGCACGAUCUGAGCGUGGGCAUGACAUGAUGCUUUCUAACACGGUAUGGCCGUUUGACCAAAACCGUGGGAGGCCUGUCAUAUCUUCGAACGGGAAGUACAUGGUGCGCCUCAAUUUCAAUGGCUGUUGGCGGAAGGUCGUGAUCGACGAUCGACUGCCUGUAUCUAAAUCUCAUAGGUUACUGCACGUCAUUGAUAGGCACAAUCCUGCGCUGCUCUGGCCAGCGCUUCUUGAGAAAGCCUAUCUGAAAGUACGAGGGGGUUAUGAUUUUCCCGGGAGCAAUUCAUGUAGCGAUCUCUGGACAUUGACAGGCUGGAUCCCCGAGCAGAUAUACUUGCAAGAAACGGAUACGGUUCCGAGCCAGCUUUGGACUCGGCUGUACAAAGCAUUUCUCUAUGGAGAUGUCCUUGUGACCCUGGGAACUGGUAAGAUGUCUAAUCGGCAGGAGCGCGAAUUGGGCCUUGAAGGACAGCACAGCUAUGUCGUGUUGGACAUGCGGGAAACAGAUCACGACAGGCUUCUGCUAGUGAAGAACCCAUGGGUUGAAGGCAAAGGUUGGCGUGGGCCCCGUCCUCCCGCGGCUCCAGUUGCCGACAUAUCUUCAUUGAGUGAAUACUCCGCUACUGGAACAGAUGCUCUACAUAAGGACAGUAUACCAUCGAAAGAACGGCCGCAUCCCACGACAUUUUGGAUAGGACUCGACCAUGUUAUUCAAUAUUUCGAAAGCCUUUAUGUCAACUGGAAUCCUGGUCUCUUCCGCUACCGACAAGACAUCCAUUUUGAAUGGGUGAUUGAGAAUCAAAAGUCCCCUGCCGGUUGUAUUAUCACUCAUCCACAGUUUUCCUUCUCCUCGAAAGAAGGAGGCGUAGUCUGGUUUCUUUUAUGCCGCCACUUUCGUGACACGCCCGGAGAGAUGCACGAGUCUUCCGAUGCCUUCAACGAUGGCACUCUCCAACCGCAUUCACACAUGUCCUCCGCCGGGAGUCCGCCGAAGGGCUAUAUGAGUGUAUCUGUGUGCGACGGGCACGGCGAGCGCAUUUACAUCAAGGAUGCCUGCUUAGAGAGUAGCCCAUACGUCAAUGUUUCUCAAAGCCUCCUGCGGUGGGAUUGCGAUGCGGACUCGACAUACACGGUUGUUAUUGACCAAGACGAGCUACCAGCGUCCACGUACAUAUUCUCGCUAUCAGCCUUUUCUAACGGAACAAUUAAUCUCGAGCCGGCUACUUCGAAAUAUGCCCAUACGAAGAUUCAUUCGGAUCAAUGGAGGCCACAGACUGCGGGCGGAAGCACGAGCUCGCCGAGAUACUUUGAGAACCCUCAGUACACGCUUGAGGUGAAGGAGAGGUGCGCAUUGGCGAUCCUGCUCACAAGUGUAGAUCAUCAGCACCCACUCCACGUGAAGCUUGUGUAUGGAUAUGGAAAGAGGAUGUAUAGGCUCCAAAGUCGAGAUGUUCUCAUAGACUCCGGAGAUCACCGGGGUGGAAGCGCUUUUGCAGAGAUUCAAGGCCUCCAGCCGGGAAUCUACACUAUAAUCUGUUCCCUGUUUGAAGCCGGCAAGACGGGGGACUACGCACUGAGAGUCGACAGUACUUCGGAAAUUGUGCUCGAGCAAAUUCCACGAGACUGCGCGGGUCUGAUUCUGAUGAAACUCAAGCCCGUUUGUUUCGGCCCUGACGUCCACAAGAUGGCAGCUCCAGUCAUCCCAUCUCGCCUGGCAUCCUACAUCGUGAUCGCUCGGUUCGUCCGAGCAAAGAGCCCUCGAUCUCAUGAUUUGGGCAUGCUUGGCCGCAGCCCACUACGGCUUAGUAUAGAACUAGGCAGGGGACCGGAACGGAAAUUCCUCAUCGCUAGUGAAGGAGGGGAGUACGCUGACUCUGCAACUGUUCGUUCCGAGAGCGUUACUCUGGAACCGGCCCUGGCCAGUCAAGGGGGUUUGUGGCUGGUGCUGGAUCGAUUGUGUGGCCCUGGUAGCCCAGUUGAAGAGUGGUAUGAGGUGGAGAUAUUCACGGACAUCCCCAAGCCUUGCACUGUAGGUGUUUGGCGCGGAUGGGAUGAUUGAGAUAGUAGCCGCAGCAAUGGAUGCCACCCCUUGACAUGCUGCACCUUCAGGAUGCAUGACUUUGGGAUGCUAGGCAUUGGGGUGCAAACCAGGCGCGCGGCUACGAACACGUUGCCCACGCCUUCUAGACAUCCUCCUCGCCGCACCAGGCGGGAAGAGAUGACAAUUGUAGGGAUAGACAAAAGUAAUAGGGGAUAUGUGGCAAUGGCUUUUGG
Lindgomyces ingoldianus is the source of this 3580-nucleotide messenger RNA. RefSeq names its product calpain-like protease palB/rim-13. Gene Ontology annotation, biological process: proteolysis. The coding region runs from base 120 to 3365 and encodes 1081 amino acids. Gene Ontology annotation, molecular function: calcium-dependent cysteine-type endopeptidase activity. The transcript is spliced from 5 exons. Lineage: Eukaryota; Fungi; Ascomycota; Dothideomycetes; Pleosporales; Lindgomycetaceae. The record is from RefSeq and is a predicted model, not a curated record.